GUUACAAAGAGGAGUAACGAUGCAUUGUAUCUGUGGCAGAGCCACAAUGGUUUUGCUAAAACCCCAAAUUCGCAAUCACCGUUGUGUUUCACUUUCAACACAGUGUCGUUCCAGCGACGACGCCAUUUUGGGAGAGAAAGCAAUCUUAUACCUGAAACGACAUCCUUCAAACCUAGCAUCAAUAGUUCCCCACUUCACUCCACAAGCAGCUUCCCACGUUCUCCUCAAUUCCCAAUUCCACAAACCCACACUCAUCAAGUUCCUCAAUUGGGCCAAACCCUACCCUUUCUUCACCCCUCAAUGCAAGUGCCUCGCUCUCCACCUCCUCACCCGCUUCAACCUCUUCAACUCCGCCCAAUCCCUCGCCGAGGAACUCGCCGACGAGCUCCCCGACCCCACCGGCGCCGUCGUCUUCCGCCACCUCCACGACUCCUACCACUCCUGCAACUCCACCUCCUCCGUCUUCGAUUUAAUCGUCAAAACCUACUCUCGCCUCAACCUCAUCGAUAAAGCCAUCAACAUCCUCAACCUCGCUAAACGACACGGCUUCAUGCCUGGCGUUUUAAGCUACAACUCAAUCCUCGAUUCGGUUCUGAAAUCCAACUCAAAACGCUGCGUUCAAAGCGCAAAGUGCGUUUUCGCAGACAUGAUACGAAACGGCGUGUCGCCGAACGUGUACACUUACAACGUCAUGAUACGCGGCGUCGUUGCUUAUGGGAGCUUGGAAACGGGUUUCCGUUUAAUGCGCGAGAUGGAGAGGAAAGGUUGUUCCCCCAACGCGGUCACUUACAACACGCUGAUACACGCGUCUUGCAAGUGGAAGCGUAUACGGGAAGCGUUUCGGUUAUUGAGAGAAAUGUCGUCGUUCGGCGUUUCGCCGAAUUUGGUGUCGUAUAAUGCUGUCAUCAACGGUUUGUGUUUGCAAGGGAAAACGACGGAGACUAAAGAGGUUCUCGAGGAGAUGAAACGCAAGGGAAUUUCUCCUGAUGAGGUCACUUAUAACACGCUUGUGAAUGGUUUUUGUAAAGAGGGAAAUUUCCAUCACGCGUUUUGUCUUCAUUCGGAGAUGAAAUUGAAGGGUUUAUCUCCCAAUGUUGUUACUUAUACGACGUUGAUCAAUAGCAUGUGUAAGUCCAAGAAUCUAACACGCGCGAUGGAGCUUUUGGAUCAGAUGCGUCUCAGGGGAUUGUUUCCCAAUGAGAGAACUUACACUACUUUAGUUGAUGGAUUCUGCAAACAAGGGUUGCUCAAUGAAGCUUAUAAGGUUUUGAGUGAAAUGGUUGUUAGUGGAUUCUCGCCGUCGGUUAUAACUUACAAUUCAGUUAUCCAUGGAUAUUGCUUUCUUGGGAGGGUUGAUGAAGCCGUUGGGAUUUUAACGGAUAUGGUUACGAGGGGUUUGUUUCCUGAUGUUGUUAGUUACAGUACCGUUAUAUCCGGGUUUUGCAGGAACCGAGAGUUGGAGAAAGCUUUUGGGAUGAAGGUGGAGAUGGUUGAAAAGGAAAUCAUGCCUGAUGCUGUUACUUAUUCGUCGCUCAUACAAGGUCUCUGUUUGCAGCGAAAGCUGUCGGAAGCUUUCGAUCUCUUCCGAGAGAUGCUGCGUCGCGGUCUUAAACCGGACGAGGUUACUUAUACUAGUUUGAUGAAUGGUUAUUGUGUUGAAGGUGAAUUAAGUAAGGCUAUUGGUUUGCAUGAUGAGAUGGUAAGGAAGGGUUUUUUGCCUGAUGAUGUUACCUAUAGUGUGCUUAUCAAUGGACUUAAUAAGAAAGCCAGGACAAUAGAAGCGAAGAAGCUUCUUCUCAAGUUGUUUUACGACGAGUCCGUGCCGAAUGACGUGACUUACAAUACUCUGAUAGAAAACUGCAUUGAUAAUGAAUUUAAGAGUGUGGUGGCUCUUGUCAAAGGAUUCUGCAUGAAGGGCUUGAUGGAUGAAGCGGAUCGAGUUUUCAAGACAAUGCUUCAGAGGAAUUAUAAGCCUGAUGGAGCAGUUUAUAAUUUAAUAGUACAUGGACAUUGUAGAUGUGGAAAUGUUCGUAAGGCGUAUAAAUUGUACAUGGAGAUGGUGCGUUGUGGUUUUGUUUCUCAUGCUGUGACUGUAAUUGCUCUUGUUAAAGCUCUAUCUAGGGAAGGGAUGAAUGAUGAGCUGAGUCGGGUAAUGCGAAACAUAUUGAGGAGCUGUAGGCUCGAUGACGCUGAGGUAGCUAAAGUACUUGUUGAAAUUAACUUUAAAGAAGGUAACAUGGAUGCUGUUUUAAAUGUGCUAACUGAAAUGGCCAAUGAUGGCCUGCUACCUGAUGGUGGAAAGUAUUCAUAUGCUCCAGCAAGUACCUAAUAUCUUCUUUGUUUUAAAUGUGUUGAAAUGUGUUAUCUUUAAAUUUGAACUGACCCUUCUUGCUAACAUCUAGCAUGAUUGGACUUGGAGAUUUACAUUGUGGAAAUGAAAUUCUCCAUUGCUAGGAAAAUAAUUUAUCAUUUCUUUUCUGGAGCUCCACAAUAAUCAAAGAUCACCUUCUUGACUAGAUAACUCAGCAAUUGCAAUUGAAAAUGAAAUAUGGGUGGUCAUAAGAUUGCAAGAUUUGACUGGACACAACAAUCUGGUACAAUGCUAUGAAUAUGAUGCAUUUGAAGACCAAAAUAAUGUCGACAUCGUGAUG
Molecule: messenger RNA, 2651 nt
Organism: Gastrolobium bilobum
Lineage: Eukaryota; Viridiplantae; Streptophyta; Magnoliopsida; Fabales; Fabaceae
Product: pentatricopeptide repeat-containing protein At5g39710
Exons: 2
Coding region: 20-2329 (769 amino acids)
Molecular function (GO): protein binding
Source: RefSeq, a predicted model, not a curated record